GUUUACAGUACUUAGUACUUCUCAAGUUUUAGAACUUGUGGGGGAAAAUGAGCUAAGCUCCUAUGUCUAAUGGAUCCUAAAGGGAAGGAAAACAGGUCCCACAGAUGAAGUGCUUUCCUAAAGGUCCCUCAGAAAAUGCAAAGCAGACUCAGGAGAUGAACCCAAGUCACCUGAUAUCCCACCUUACCCAAACUGCCUACUUGUAUUAUGGGAAGCUUGGCAAGAAAUAAGGGUGAUGAAACUGCCCAGCUGCGUGGAAGAAUGUCUCUGCUGCUAUACAGCAGGAGAUGAUCCCCCCAAAGGAGAUUUCCCUCUUCAGAAAAAAUCCCCGAAACUCUGUGGCUCCAACUACCCCCUGAGCAUUGCCUUCAUAGUGGUGAACGAGUUCUGUGAGCGCUUCUCCUACUAUGGCAUGCGAGCUGUCCUGACACUGUAUUUCUUAAGCUUCUUCCACUGGGAUGAGAAUCUCUCCACUGCUGUGUACCAUGCCUUUUCUGCCUUGUGUUAUUUCACGCCUGUCAUCGGAGCCAUCAUGGCAGACUCGUGGCUGGGGAAGUACAAGACGAUCAUCUACCUCUCCAUUGUGUAUGUUGUUGGCCAUCUGAUAAAGUCAGUCGGUGCCAUUCCAUCCCUGGGCAACCAGGCAGUUCAUGUGGUCCUGUCUAUGGUUGGUCUGUUUUUGAUCGCCCUUGGAACAGGAGGGAUCAAGCCCUGUGUCUCUGCAUUUGGUGGGGACCAGUUUGAAGAGGAACAUACCUCGGAGAGAAGCAAGUUUUUUUCCAUCUUCUAUUUAUCCAUUAAUGCUGGAAGUUUGAUCUCCACGUUUGUAACUCCUGUAUUAAGAGGGGAUGUGAAAUGUUUUGGAGAGGAUUGUUAUGCACUGGCUUUUGGUGUCCCAGCAGCACUGAUGGUGUUGGCACUUGUUGUGUUCAUUGCUGGAAGUGGACUGUACAGAAAAACACCACCACAAGGAAACGUCUUGCUGGAAGUGUGCAAAUGCAUCGGUUUUGCUAUUAAAAACCGGCUGAAAAACCGCUCCCGUGAGAUUCCAAAGAGAGAUCACUGGCUGGACUGGGCAUCAGAAAAAUACUCAAAACAGCUGAUUGGGGAGGUGAAAAUGGUGACUCGUGUUCUCUUCCUCUUCAUACCACUGCCAAUGUUCUGGGCCCUGUUUGAUCAGCAGGGAUCCAGGUGGACUUUGCAAGCCACAAAAAUGAAUGCUGAUUUUGGAAUAUAUGUCCUUCAGCCCGACCAAAUGCAGUUCUUAAAUCCACUUCUUAUUCUUGUCUUCAUCCCAAUCUUUGACCUUGGGCUCUACCCCCUGAUAAGCAUGUGCAAAUUGAAUUUCACACCUAUUAGGAAAAUGGCAACAGGUAUGAUCCUUGCAGGGCUGGCCUUUGGACUUGCAGCUGUUAUAGAAGUCAAAAUAAAUGAAACCGAUAUGCCUCGACUUGUCCCAAAAGAAAGUUUAAUUCGGGUCCUGAAUUUGGCAAAGAACCCUGUUCAAGUGACAAUCCAAGACAAGGACCUAUUUCAGCAGCCUGUGGAGUCUUUUCAGAACCCAGCUGAGUACUCAAAAUUAAUAUUGAAUGGAGAGCAACAGAGCCUUCACUUCACCCUGCAACAUCAAGGAUUGACUCUUGCUUUUAACUACACCGUGAAGGAAAAAUCAGUAUACAGCUUAAUUGUUUUUGAGGCAGAAGGAAGCCUAUCAAGUCACUUAAUUACAGACUUGGAAGCAAAGCCAGAGAACGGUUUGGCAGCUGUUAGAUUCAUUAAUGGUUUGAGCCAAGAUGUCAACCUCACCAUCAAUAGCAAAAGGUUCAUUGUUGUUCAGAAAAAUUACAGUGCUUCUGAGUACUCUCUGCUGGAGAGGGACACGUAUAACAAUGGAAAAUGCAUAACUGAAACAGGAGAGUUCCCCCUGGAGCUGGGGCUGCUUGACUUUGGUGCCUCAUACACCAUUGUGAUAACUAAUAUUUCUGGAGGUGCUGUUGAGAUGUGGAAGUCAGAAGACAUCAAAGCCAACAAUGUCCAUAUGGCCUGGCAGUUACCACAAUAUUUAUUGAUAUCUGCUGGGGAGGUGAUGUUCUCCAUUACAGGUCUGGCCUUCUCCUAUUCUCAGUCUCCAGCCAGCAUGAAGUCGGUGCUGCAGGCAGGCUGGCUGCUCACGGUGGCUGUGGGAAAUACCUUUGUGCUCAUUGUUGCUGAGGCUGCACCAAUGGCACAGUGGGCUGAAUUUGUCUUGUUCACUGUUCUCCUCUUUGCUGUGUGCAUUAUUUUCUCCAUCAUGGGAUAUUUCUAUGUCAGUGUGGAUCCAGAGGACCUAGAAGAAAAGGAAGAGAAGAGAGAGACCUCAAGCAGAGGAAACAUGAUUGGUCUUGUUACUAAGAAAACAAAGCUCUAACACAUCAUGGGUUGGGAUUUUUUUUUUUAUUUCUAACUCAGUUAUGAGAGGGUAAAAGAAGGGUGGGGACAGUGUUACUUUAUUUUAGAGCAUUGCAGUCUUUAUUACUCAAAAUGUAGCCACCUUAUAAAUGAGACCAAAUAGCCCUCUGUAAAAACAAUGGGGGUCCUGAAAUCAGAGCAAAACUCCCUGGGAAAGCUCCUCAGGUGUUAAAAGCCCUUAUUAGUAAUUACAGUGUAAUUUAAAACCUGCCCAUCUUUUAAACCAUGGAAUGUUUCCUAUGAUUUUGCCUUAAACAUAUAUUUAGGGCAGCAGGGAGGAAGGGUGGAAGAAAUGCCAUAUGACACAAAAAUCUGGAAAUGCUAUGAGAGAAGAAAGAGGAAAAGCUAGUGUAGAAAUUAGGGAAGAAUAGAUGUUAGUGACAGAAGGAUUUUUAAUGCUGUUAUCAAGGACUGUAAGGGUUACACACAGUCCCAAAGGAUUUCAUCAUGUAACUCUCCUUAUGAGUAUUUCAUCCCAUUAUUGCAUGUUAUGAAUGGUUCUGAUUUAUGAUUUUCACCUUCAGGCUCAGAAGUAAUAACAGGGAAUUAAAUUCUGCAGGCUAAAAUAUUCCCAAAACACUGCUGACAAAGACAGGCAUACUACCACCUCUCCAAUACCCAUUUUUUUCCCUUAGAAGUUUUUAGCAACUGAUGGUAAUCUUUGAUUAGACAUGAUUAGAGAAUUGGUUUAUGCUUCCUUAUUUCAGAAUUCCAGACAGUUAUUUGCCAUGUUCCUAUACAUUAAGCCUUUAUUGGGCAUUUCCUUUUACUGCACCUGUCACUGCAAGUUAGGAUAUGGCUGAUUUCUUAUCUCAUGCCUCAGUUAUUCCCCACUGGGAGACAAGUUGCAGUAGUUUCUAUAAAAUUCCAGGCAUCCUGCAGUGAGUUAUUUACAAGGAUGCACUUUAUCACUUUUUCAGUCUACAGAAGGAGACAUGGCAUAUGAGAUCUUUCUUUUUCCUCCUUGUUUUUUUGUCUCUACCAAACUUUGGAUAUAGCAAUUUUAUUGGAAUUGUGAUAUAAUUGUCUGAUUUCCCUCAACUGUGUGAAACUGUGAUUUCAUGUUCUGCAUAGGAGUAAUUCAACCACUGCUGAUCUAGUAAAACUCCUAAGAGAGUCCCUGCCUUCCUCUGUCACUUCAAGGCCACAGCUGUAACAGGUAUGGCCUAGUUUAAAACAAGGCUGUCAAUAGGAUCUUCAGGUUCACAGAGAACAGAUUUUAAAUUAUGCUUUCCUCUUCCAUCUUGGCAUUGGCCAUAGAUGGUUGCUGAUAUCUGGAUUCAGGAGAUCACAAAAUACAUGUUUAAUUCCUGUUCAGGACAGUGCUAGGAAAUACACUUAGUUUGACACCUCAGCUCCUCUGAUGUGCUGCCUGUGUGUGCGUAUCUUAACACUAAGAAAACACAGCUUUUUGGUUUCUAACUAACAGCCUGAGAUUGAUUCCUCUGCUUCCUGUCCUAAAUGGGCAUGGACUUUGACCACUAGUGCUGCAUAAGCUCCUGCCUGCUGUGAAGAAGCAUCUGGGGUUGUGCCAGAGGGGACCACGGUCUCAUCAGGUUAAUGUGAGAAGGCUGCAGAUGUGCAUGCAGGAGCACUUGGGGUGGUUCAGUCCAUGUGUGCUGGUUUUUCAUCACCACACCGAGCAGAGACAUUUAUUAAGUUGUGGUGGCUGAAUCCAGGCAGCUGAACCCUGCAACUCCAUAGGGAAUGAAGAGCAUUGAAAGCCACCUAUUAGGUCAUCCAACCUGCUUCUCAGAAGCCAAGUGAGGAUUAUUCUCCUAUGUUCUUUCUGGUAUUGUUCUCCUGCUGUGAUUCUUUGUGUGGGUUCUUUCUCCUCCAAGCAUUGUUCUUUUCCUAAUCCCAUUUUAUGACACACUGUGAAUCAGCUCAGAGGCUGCUGAAUCACUGCUGUGAUGCUGUUUGACCAGCUUCCAACUUGAAGCACUAAUAGAAAGCAUUUCUUCCUCCACCCACUGCAAACAAAAUAAAAAUCCCCAAACUGAAGGAAUUGCCAGGCUCCAGUAACACUGAACAAACACAAUUUAGAAUUAUUGGAGCAUUUAAUUUUUUAUAAGCCUUGAAUUUGGAAGUAUGUUGUGGUUUGAGGGCAUAUGUGGUGAAGAGACAAAUGAAAAUUAUUGAAGCACUUUCCUUGGGAAGCACUUGGUAAGCAGUUCAAAGUUGCAUGAGGAAAAACAAGGUACCCAGAUCUCUAAGACUACAUAUGCUUAAGAACCUCUUGAUUUUUUUGUUUUAUUUCCUUAUUGGCAACACUACCAGAAGCUGUCACAGACUCUGAGCUUAAUUUAAAGGAAUCAUUCCAGACUCAUAAAAGAUACAUUUAGGAUGUCAUCUGUAUCUGCUUUUUAGUCUCCUGUUGCCAAAUUGCCUCUUUCCAAGCAUCUCCAUGUUCCAAACCAUCACCAUAAUGCUGGGGGAAGGAAAAAUUGCAAUUCACAGUUGGGAAGAUUAUGAACAGGAAGGCAAUGCUAUAAAUAAAGUGUGAACAUGAGGCUGGGGGCUGCUCCUGCAGCCCCUCCCAGGAAUUGCUCAGGGGACUAUAAGGCUCUGUUCACAUUUCUCUCAGAGAUGAACCAGUUACUUCUUCCUACCUGCUCAUCAUCACCUAUUGGAAGGUUUUCCCUUCUCUGAUCUUCCUGCUUGGUUGCUGAUAUGAUCCUUCCCCACUGCUUCAGCUGCUGUCGUGGCUUUGCUAAAUUGGACCCAUUUAUUUGGAAUGCACCAGGAGUUGGGAGGGAUUUCCACUGGCAUGCUCACAACCAGCCAGGAGCAGGCUGGGGACUGUAACAAUGAGCUGCCCCUUCUGUAGCUAGAGAAGGUGGAAAAAUAGCACAUUCAGCACAGCACUUCUCCAGUUUUAGAGCCACAACUCCAUCCUUGGAGGCCUUGCAUCAGCUUCAAAUGGACUCAAGACUGGAUCAAAGGUCUGGGAUUUGAUUGCAUGGAGUAAUGAGGUUUUUCUUCCAUAUGGUCACCUCAGAGAUGGGCCAUGCCCAGCUCUUCAUACCCAAUUUUAGAAAAAUAUUCUUUAUUUCUCACAAUUAUUUGCUUUAGGAUCACAGUGAGGAUCCAAAGUAGUGAUAGUAUAUGUAAAGCUAUAUGAACCUCUAUAGAGAACAGUCUGCUAUCUGUCCAGCUUUACCUGUCACUGAAGACUUUCAGCUAUUGGUGAAGAUUUCCCUGGCAUAGAUUAGGGAAAGCUCACACCAACUGUCCUACAAGAAUUAUCCUCUCCAGCUGAGGGACAGGGAAGAGGUGGUGGGGAACUGUAGAUGUGUUGCUGCACAAACCUUAAUGGAAAUUGCAGGGGUUUGGCUUUGCCCUGCAAGGAUUUGUGUUUAUCAUUUUUCUGAAGGGUGCUUUCUGAGAAAGAUUUUUUUUUUUUUUUUGUCCAGAAAAUUUUGCUUCAUUUGCACUGGCCGUUUUUCCUCUUAGCAGGUUGUAAGUGUGACCAAUGUUAUUUCCAGUUUACCUGAGAUAAGCAUAAAAAUGAGAUUUCAAACUCAGCAAAACAACAUCUUGGCUGUUGGUUCCUUAAAUCUGCCUCUUCUUUCUGAGGCAGUCAGAUGCCUUCAGAUAGCAAGCUUCUCUGUCCAGCUCAAGGGGCUUGCAACUCUCUUUUCUUCCAUCUUCCUUUCACCACAAUCCCAGAAUUCCAGAAGAUGAGCCUUGGCAGGGCUGCAUGGGACUGGCUUGGGUGCAGCUGGUGUGUGCUGUCACCAAUGACUGGUUCUUCUCUGCAUGCCCAAAUGGGGCCUGGCAAUGUAGACUGAGGCAGGGCUGGCCCUGGUGGAAAUUGUGGUUUACUGAGCAGUGACCUGGAUGUUAGUUUUAUUGUGAAAGUGAAAUGUAAACGAGUGAAAGGAAAAGUUUUCAUUUUACUUGGCUUUGGCCUGAGGCAAGAAAACUGCAGACUGAUGGGCAGGGAGGGAACAAAGGGCUGUUUGGUCAAGAUCUGCCCAAUUCCUCAAUGAACAGCUGAAGUUACAUUGAAUUAAUUGCAGAGAAUAUGAGAGAAGAGGAAAUCUCAGAUGAUUAAAGAGUGGAUGACUUCAGGUCUUUUAGAAGAGCACUCUCCUAGCUGUUGGUGAAGGGCCAUUGUGGGAGAUGGUCACAAAUGGUUUGAAAACGGGUUUGGCAUUCCAGAGUGCUGCAAAAACCAGCAUGGACCAGCACUGGUGGGUCUGCACUGGCCAGAGGAGGAGGUGGCUGUUUCCUGGCAAUGUCCCCACCAUCCGUGGGAGGCACCACCUUGGCUUAACCACUGGGACAGAACAAAAGUCUGAAUGGUAUUACAGAUGUGAUUAGCACAGGAGGAAGAGCUAUAAUUAGGGGUGGUUAGCAAAUUUUAGCCAGGGUCAUACACAGAAGGAUAAUCUCCUUUUUUCUCUGCAUUGAAUUUCUUUGCUGAGCUACAAGAACCACUUUCUAGCACAAGCUGCUUAAACCUGGGACAUCAACUCCGUAGCAAAUAGCACAGCUGCUGAAUUUUGGAUGGUACCAGACUCUGCAUUUCAUUAUCACUACAUUUGUUAUUGUGAUACAAUUAUAAAACAGCAUUUAAGAGAUGUGUCUGGUCCCAGAUGUUGACAGAUCUGGCCAGGGUUUUGCAUGUUGAUAGCUGGAUUCACUAGCUGUUGAUAGCUAGUCUUUCAUGUUAAUGCAUGUGGUAAACCUCUCAUGUACAAGUAGGCGUUGGGUCUUUAGAAUUCUCCAGCAAUUUAGAAAAAAAGCCCUGAAGUUCCACGUGAGGCUGGCUAAACAUGAACUGUGGCAUUGCUCCCUUGAGGGAGCUUCCCAUGUGCUUUGUAAAGCAGAGACUCUCAUUCAUCUCCUGCAAAGUGCUCCCCAGAGACACAAAAAUGGGGGACACAAACAUUUUGCCUUGAGAAGGGCUCAUGUUACUAAUGGAAAUGGCAUGAAAGAAAAUAAUUGCUUUGCUUAAAAUCCCUCCUUCCUCACCAUCUCAGGUGGACAACAAGGAAGGAAACUGUUCCUUAUUGAGCUUUGUAUCAAGGAGCUGCUGCUUCUUCUCAAAAUCUUUUUGUGCUGUGUUUUGCCAGCAGAUCAGCAUUAACCUGGCUCUAGCACCUGUAGAUCAGAAGACUGUCAGGAUGCAGAGCAGCCACACAGCAGGCUCCCACAGUCAGCUGAUCAACUCUGAUCUCUUCAUUUUUAAUAAAUAGUUGUAGCAGUUAUCCUGCAGGGCUCAGUCAGCCAGAAUUGCUCUAAAUUUAGGCCACAACUAAGGACCUGAGAGAACUGUAAUCAACAAGAUAAAUAGCUAAAGUCUCAAAAACCUGCUAAAACACUUAAUGCUUAAUUGAAAUUUUAAUAUGCUUACAGAAAGUAAAAAUGUAAACCUGAAUUUAGCAAUUCAGUCAGAGCAAUGAGGAGCUGUAGCUGGAAUCCACCAAUGUGACAACUGGCAACCAAGAGGAAGAUACACAAAUCCAGCAAACAUCCCUCUUUAGAUUAUUUUUUGCCAUUGCUUACGUUGUUCAGUCUGCUUGGCCUGUCCUGUUUGAUCUACCCAUGUGUGUAUGGAAAAGAAGCUGAAUUGACUUGCCAUGUACCCUUUCCAAGCUGCAGCUUGGUUCUCCUCGUAUUGCAGACUCCCAAAUUAGCUCCAAACAACUCCCUUUGCUAGCAGUCAGCCCCUUCAGUCCCACAUGCUGAUCUUUCCUCCCCACAAGUCACUUCUCACUGAUUCUCCUGCUGACUCCCAGAACUGUGUCUGGGCAGAGACCAUGCAGAGCCAAAUGUCUGGGUGGUAGCAGCAGCUGCCCUGGCUGCUUUGGCUCUGGCUUUUUGUCACAGCUUUGUGUGCCCUGACACAUCUUCUGUAGGCAAAUCAGUUCAGAGCACAGGGGUUAUCCAGCAUCUCCCUCCCACCUAUCCUGUGCCUGCUUAGCUGCCCACAGUCAGCCCUGGAGCUGUGCCAAGUCAAGCCACAGGGAUUUCUGGACCUACAUGCUGCUGUCACCAGCCCUGGAGCAUCCAUUAUGCUGCCUGUGGUCCCAGCCUAUUUACACAUUAUUUGUGGCCCUGCCCUGCCAGCCAGUUUGAGUCUCUCUCUUGGUGAGAGAAAGCCACACAGACUGUCUCCAUCUCAGCAGAGUGUGUGCACAGUGGGCUGCCUCUGCAACCACAGACCUCCCAUCAGCAUGGAAACAGCAGCUGGUGGAAAGGGGCAGUCCUCUGUCUCCAGUGCCAGCUGGUGUCAGUGGGGCUGGCUCUGUGACCAUUCCAGGCUUGGCCUUUGAAAAGUCAGUGUCAGUGUUUUGCUGAGAGCCCUGUGCUAUCACUGUGUGUUACCAUGUGCUGCCAGGCUUCAGCUUCUGAGUCUUGUGGUCGAGGAGCAGCAAGCUGCAUCCUGGCAGGGCACUUUCUGCUCCUUCUUGGUCUACUUGUCCAUCCCAAAUGACCAGGUCUUGGGUAAUAACUGGCAUCUCCCAGACCUUGCUGUGUUUAUGUACCACUCACAAAUGAAGUUUCUUCAAAUGGAAGUGAAUUUGCUUGGAGCUCUGACUCUACCCAAGUCUGCUUGGAGCUGCUGGGAGCCUUUGUUCAGGCUCUUUCUCCAUUUAACCUGUGCAUCAAAACACUUUCCAAGCAGCCUUCAUGCUGUCCUCACCAAAGAAAGACAUCUCUCAAAGGUGCUGUACCAAUAUGGAUUUUUCCUGCCCAAGUUAGAGGUGAAACAGGCCAGCAAGAAUCCAUCAGGCAGCAGGAGCUGCUGUCUUUCCAUAAGAAGAACUGCUGUCAGUCACAGUGGCUCCCCACCUGCCAGGCCAGGCACUCCAGCUCCUGCUGUGCCCUGAGCUCAGCAGAGGCCAGUGGAUGCUCCAGUGCCUCUCUGGGGGCUGCAGCUCCCAGUGCAGCACUGGCCAGCCCAUCUGUGCCAGUUAUGGGCUGUCACUGCCAGCUUUGCUUCCUGACACCUUAUACAGCCCAAAAUCUGCAGAGCAAAUAGAAGCAGUUGCCUCUUUCCACAGAGUGUAUUCAGUUUGUGUGUUCCUCUCCUUUCUCACCACAGCCAUCAGCUGCCCUGUUAUUUCAGGGCUGGCUGAGGAGAUGUGCAGUCCCCAUCCCACCCCUUGGAGCAAGGGGAGGUUUGGAAUUUCCCACUCUGCCCACCCACAAGCACCUUUCUGGAAGCUCUCCUCAAAUUCAGGUCUUCCACCUCUCCAAAGAGCACCUCCAUCAUGAGACCAAGGAUUUGACAUGUUUUUAACAGUCAGUCCUUUUGUGGGGAUUAGCCAGCCUGGGUAAUGUUUGCAUUUUACCCUUUGCUGUCUGCUGGUUGUGGAUUUACUUCUGGAGCUAAUAUCACUGUUUUUCUUUACAUUUUCUCCCCAAAGGUUGUCCUGAACCACCUGCAUUCUCUGUAUAAAAUAAAUAAAUGGCCUUGACUGUUUGCAGGCAAAUGUUUUAUCCAUCUUGUGCCAAAACUUUGAUAGUGUUGUGAAGAAUCCCUCUGCCCUAAUGGUGUCAGCACAGUCCUUUACAUCCCUACAGGAGGAUUUCUUUGUUCCUCCUUUUGUAUGUGCUGCUUGUAACCGAAGGGUUUGUGCUCCAUUUCUCACAGCCCUCAGCACUCCUCAAGCUUCUGUAAUGCAGGCUCUGAGUUCCCUCUUCCAUUUGAGCUGAAAACUAUUAAAGGCCAUUGAGAGCUUCAGAACCAGCUGGGUUUUGUCUAGUAAAGUUCUUUUUUUCUAUUUUUUUUUUCCCACUGUGUUCACAUCCAUCACUUGCAGCACAGGAGUGAAACACUGCUCCAGUCUUCUCCUGUCAACUCUCUCAGGAGAAGGCUGGGCUUUUAGCUUUUCCAUUAAAACCUUAUCUGAGAUGCCUUUGGUCCUAAUGUUCAUUGUUCAGCAUCCCUUGAAGCCAGGGAUUUUGGUUCCUUUCUUUGGGUUUUUGCUUCAGUCUGCUCAGCAUUUUUUCAGCUGAUGCCACUGUAUUACACCUCCUGGGGUCCACUGACCUUUGGGCUGAAAAUGAGCAGGGAAGUCAUCCCAAUGGUUUUAAAAGAUGCACCUAGACAGAACCUGCUCAACUCUGAAAGUUUUGAGCUUCUUUUCAGCUUGUUAGGGAAGAGCAGGCACUUUUCCUUGCAAAGGUGUGUUUUUCAUGCCUACUGCAUCCUGCUCUGCCUGGGAGGGGAUGCUGCCAGGUCAGAGCAGCUCCACCAUCCACAGUACUUUGUGCCUGCUUUCCUCUGGCUCUGCAUUUCCUGGCUUGGAUUUCUCUUGGCCUCUCCUUGGUGGGUCUCUCAGCUAUGAUAUUCACUCAGAGGGAGAUAUUGCCUCCAGCAAUUUAUUUUACCAGUCUCAUGUUGUUACUUGUGGUGACAUCAGUCACGGGAUUUAGUUUGCCUUUUCAGUCUCCUCUGUUUUUCCAGGUUUCUGCUGUGAUUUCUCUUGAUUCAGACUGUCAAGCUCUUGCCAAAUUUCUCUUCCUUCCUCAUGGCUUCCCAUUAUCAAUGCUGUACUUGGAGUCCAAGUGCCCUUCAUGCCCCAAAUCUGCAAGAUAAGUAAACUUAGAAAAUCAUUAGGGCGGACUUUGACCGCUCCUGUCUCCAUCAAAGACUGGGAUUAAAUUAAGUCCCUUUGAUAAACUGAGCUGAUGGGCCAAUUUGGAGUGCACAUGUGGUAUUAGGAGCCUCACGGGACUUAUGAUUAAAAGACAUGAGAGAACACAAUUAUUUAGAGAGCUAUCAGGAGAUUGCUGUAGCUCACUAGUCACUUCUUUAUCAGAACAAAAGAAGAGUCCAAUUCUCCAGGGCGACAGGCAGCUCCUGGGAGGUGUCCAUGAGUCUCUAAUUGCUGCAGGAGGCAGGGUUCCCACUUUGAUGUGUGCUAUAACUGCAGGAGGUGCUGGGGAGAAACCCAUUCAACCAUUCCUGUCCCCAGGGCACUUGGUCCAGGAGAGAAACCUUCCACACAGGUGGCUUCUUUAUCUCUUUUUACAGUUGCUUGGGUUUUUUGUUUAUUUUUUUUUUUUUUUCACCAUAAACUGCAGUUGCUUUUGCAGCAAGAUAGAGCUCAGCUGGGUUUCUUUGCUGGACUGUGAUCAAAUCCUGACCAGCACAGGGAGCUCAGUGCAGCCAGGGCUGACUCCCUGCAUCAAAUCUUCAAGGCUGGGCUGGAUCCUGACCCAGCAGGAAAAGUCAUGUUAGCUUAGGCUCUGCAGCAAACCCUGGACAUGAGAAAUGUCUGACUGGACACAAAUACAAUUUUGCCUGUUCUUUUUUUUUUUUUCUCAGGGUCAGGCUAUUGAGUUGGGGCUGGAGGACAUAUGUAAUUGUAGCAAGGCUAUUUUUCUCACUUUUUUUUUAAAGGAACAUUCAUGCUGCAUUUUAAUUACAACAUUUAGAACACGUCCAAAUAGCUUGAGCUCAAAUUGAUCUUGUUUUUCAGCCAGGAAGCUUGUUUUUCAUCUAUUAUUAUAAUAAAUGUGCUAUUGAUAAUAGUUUAGGUGCAAUACAGCAAAGCUUUGUGUUAUGCAUCAGCUCUGGAAGCUCAAAAUUUUCUUAUUAUCCAUUACUGACAUGACAGUUUACAAAUAUUUAACAAACAAAUUACCAGGUUUUCCUUGUUCCCUCUUAGUUUGUAGUCUCAGUCCUUUUGACAGCUGAAUUCAGGAUUAAUGAUGAUCUUGUUUAAGACGAUUGUUUGCUAGCAAACAGGUUUAUUCUCUAAGCCUACAAGUGCAGUAGGAGAGCUAACACUGACACUUUGAAUUAAAUCUCAUCCUCAAAGCAAAUUUUUUAGCUUUAUUCCAUCCAGUUCUCCUAAGAAGAAAUUGGAUUUGCCUGGUAAAGUGCUUAGACCUGUUAAUAAUAUUUUAGUUUAUGUAUUCAUUUUAAAUAUAGACACUUAACAUGAAGGGCUGGCAAAAGGAGUAUUUUUUCUCUGCCAGCUCUGAGCUUGCUGGGUCUGUUCAGGCUGUAAAUGGUUUAAAGUCCUUUCUGAGCACAAGCAGGGGAGCAAAGAGACCACCUUGACCCUCCAUGGAAAAGAGAGAUCCAGAAGGACAAGCUGGAAGUGGCUCUCUGUAAAGCACUGGAGGCAGCACUGGGAAGGUUGUUUCUGCUGUAGAUGGCUGCAGGUGAAGCAAGGAAAGAGCUAAACCCCCCUGGGAAAGCCUGAUGCAUCCCUGGGGAAUCAGGGGCAUCUUCUGGGAGAAAACACAGCACUGGAAUAGAGACUGAAAGAAUGUGUGAGGCACCCCUGCAGAGCAUGUCCUGGGCACUGGGCCACCCUGCCCUGUGGUUUCUGAUCCUGGGCUUUGCAUGCACAAUACAGGAAUUCACUGGUGUGUGGGCCUGGCUUUGGAGAUGAGAAGUGAAUUUGUUCUCAAGAAAAAUCACUCUUUGUUGGCAGAAAAUCUGUGAGUUGAGUUCCCCAAGGGCAUAGUGUUUGAAAGUCACAGAUGAUUAAAAGAUAACACAUUUGAGGAUUAGUUUUGUUUUGUGGUGGUUUUGGUUAGUUUUUUUUUUUUUUUUUUUUUUUUUCCUUAGGUUUUGUUGUUGUUGUUGUUUGUUUUGGUUUGUUCUUGUAGAAGGUGUUUGUUUGUUUGCCUUUUGGGUAUGACAAAGUGAAUGCCACACAUAAAUUUCUCCACAACUGACCUCGCCACUAAUUUUUUUUGUUUAAAUGGAAGAAAAUCUGAGACUCUCCUUAAAAGAGAAGGCCUCCUACCUGAGUUCUGAAAUACAAAAUAUCACACUAACAAAAAUGACUAAAGUUGACAAGCCUGAGUGUAGUUUAUCACAUCAAUCUUAAACAAACAUAAGCCAAAUCAAAUCAGACUUGAUGAAAU
This is a messenger RNA of Oenanthe melanoleuca, 13299 nucleotides long. RefSeq names its product solute carrier family 15 member 2 (gene SLC15A2). Gene Ontology annotation, cellular component: membrane. The record is from RefSeq and is a predicted model, not a curated record. The transcript has 24 exons. Gene Ontology annotation, biological process: transmembrane transport; oligopeptide transport. Bases 236 to 2407 code for a protein of 723 amino acids. Lineage: Eukaryota; Metazoa; Chordata; Aves; Passeriformes; Muscicapidae. Gene Ontology annotation, molecular function: dipeptide transmembrane transporter activity.